ACCUUUCCUUCCAUCCCGAGCCGCCUCCUACUCUGCCUCACCCCUAGCCGCCAAAGGUGAUCAGGCCGCCCCGUUCGCCCGUCCGCGGCGCCGCCGGCCGCCGCCAUGGAUAAGGGCGCUGCAGCAGCCGCGAAGGAGAAGGAACGCACUCUCGCGUAGGGUAAAGCCACCGGCGGGGAAGCAGAAGAAGCCGGCGUUGCGGAAGAAGACGCCGGCAGCGGGGAAGAAGGUGCCGGCGGCGUUUGGCGACGGCAAGGUUAGCUCCAGCCUCGAGGGCGAACCCAGCUACUGUCCUCGCCGACCAUCCCGGGCCAGUAGCACCGCAACGCAGGGACCGUCCUCCUCCUCGCUAUUGUUGUGUGUGUGUGCCUGCUGCUUGCUGUUCUGUUGUUUGCCGUGCUUCUGCUUGCCAGCCAUUGCUGCUUGCUAGCUGUGCUUUGCUGCUGCUACUUGCUGUGCUGCUGCUGUUGCUUGCUGCUACUGCUUGCUGUGCUGGUUCUUGCCUGCUCGAUGUGCUGCUGCUGCUCAUCGCCACCGAGCCGGACCGAGGCAGCCCGAGCUGAGAGCGAGCCCGAGCCGAGGCAGCAAAAACGGCCCGCCAAGGUCUCGGGACGAGCCGGGCUCGGCUCGCCGCCGGCGAGCUCGGACCGAGCCGAGCCGAGCCAGCUCGGCGUCCACCCUGACAGACACCAAUGCUGCUUGCUCUACUGGUACAUCCACGGUAUCCACCAAAGGCGCCUCUGGCUGCGGCAAGAAGAGGUCCGGGCGUCCGGCCUCUUCACCCAGAUGAUCCUCUGCAGGUACGCGCCAUAGUAGCACGCCCAAUCGGCCCUCUCCCCCUCCCUCAGCUCGAACAUCUCGUAUUCCACGGCGCGCGCCAGAUGAGAAAUGUCCAGUCAACAGUAUGCACCAUCCCAUCCUUCACCCUCCGCGCCGCCGAGGAGACAUAGUCGGGCAAUGGCAGCUUCUUCUUCCACUUGUUGUUGUCCGUGGUGGUGGUGGCUUCCAACGGUGUCAGGAUAUAGACCUUCAAGAAUGCGGCGGCGGCGGAGGCCACGACGUCCGGGACGACGCCCGAUGGAGGGUCGUAACCGACGGAAGUCAACCGCCCCGGGGCAGGGAGGGAGAGCGCGUCGGCGAAGGUGGUGGCGGAGACCUGGAAGCCGCUGCCUCGGGCGUAGCUCCACUGGCGGGUCGGGAGGUAGUUGGCGACGAGGUCGCGGCGCGGCGCGGCGGCGGCAGAGGGGGAGAGGGAGAGGGAGAGGCGGACAAAGGGGAGGAGGCCGAGGGCGCGGAGGCCGGACUCGUGGGAGGGAUCAAUGUCCGGCGCGGCGGCGGCGGCAGGCGGGGGAAGGAGGCGGAGGUUGGCACGGCAUUUCGGGAGGCGCGCCACCGCCACCUCGAGGUUCCAGUUGUGCAGCGCGAUCGGGAUUCCCCAUGGCAGCUCCCGUGGGGGAAGGUCCAGAUCACCGCUGUAUCCCUUGGGCUCCUCCUCGCUCUCGACUUUGGACAUGGGUGGAGCUUGCGGCCUUGCGGGGAAGACGGUGAGUGGAGUGGAGGGUUUGGGGAAGAAGAAGCGACCGCUGAUUAUUUUCACUAUCACCCUCCGAAUGAUCCAAAUCUCUUCCAUACGUCCCUCACAAUGUUGAAUUUCUCAAAGUAACAAUUGUUUUCUAAGAUAUGUAUAUGAGAGAAUAGUGGUCCCAACCCCUUAGGUGCUACCGUGCUACCAACGCACGGUAGCACCACUAAAAAGUUUUCAAAUAUUUUGAAAUAAAUUGAGUGGGUUCAUAAGAUCUGUGUCUACCACCUUGAAAAGUUUCAAACCCAAAUUCAUUAUAUGCGUAGACAAACAAAAAAGACAAAUCCUGAUGUGAAUAGGUCGCAAAAAGAAAAAAACACAAAAGACAAAAUUCCUGACAUAUUCAUGCUGGCAUUUGUCUUUUUUGUUUCUCUAUGCAUAUAAUGAAUUUGGAUUUGAAACUUUGUAAGGUGAUAGACACACAUCUUAUGAAUCUACUCAAUUUAUUUCAAAAAAUUUGAAAACUUUUUAACGAUGCUACCGUGCGUUGGUAGCACGGUAGCACCUAAGGGGUUGGGAGCACAAGAUAUUCUCUCAUAUGUAUACCACAUUGUUGCAAAGUUUUCACCAUGACAGCUCGAAAAGUAUUAGAAAAAUAUCGCAGCAUUUCAAAUAAUCCAAAUCUCUUCCAUGCGUCCAUCGUAAUGCCGAAUUCCCAUGACAGCUCGAGUUUGUUCGUCAUCGUUGUUGGGACAUAUAGCCGGGCAAUGGCAGCUUCUUCUUCCCCUUGUUGUCCGUGGUGGUAGUGGCUUCCAACUGCGUGAGGAUAUAGACCUUCAAGAACGCAGAGGCCACGGCGUCCGGGUCAACGCCGGGCGGGGGGUCGUAAUCGACGGAAUUCAACCGCCCGGGGGCAGGAAGGGAGAGCGCGUCGACGAAGGCGGCGGUGGAGACCUGGAAGCCGCCGCCUCACGCGUAGCUCCACUAGCGGGUCGGGAGGUAGUUGGUGAUGAGGGCCGCCACGAGGUCGCGGCGGGGCGGCGACGGAGGGGGAGAGGGAGAGGGAUAGGCGGACGAAGGGGAGGAGGCCGAGGGCGCGGAGGCCGGACUCUUGGGAAGGAUCAAUGUCCGGCACGGCGGUGGCGGUGGGCGGGGGAAGGAGGCGUAGGUUGGCACGGCCAUUCCGGGAGGCGCGCGCCACCGCCACCUCGAGGAUCCAGUUGUGCAGCGGGAUCUGGAUUCCCCUAGGCAGCUCCCGUAGGGGGAGGUCCGGGUCUUCCCUGUAUCUUUUGGGCACCUCCUCCUUGCUCUCGUCCUUGGACAUGGGAGAAGCUUGCGGGGAAGACGGUGAGUAGAGUGGAGGGUUUGGCCAUUUGGGGAAGAAGAAGGGACUGCUGAUUAUUUUCACUAUGACCCUCCGAAUAAUCCAAAUCUCUUCCAUACGUCCCUCGCGAUGUUGAAUUUCCCCAAGUAAUAAUUGUUUUCUAAGAUAUGUAUACCACAUUGUUGCAACAUUUUCACCAUGACAGCUCGAAAAGUAUUACUCCCUCUGAUCCAUAUUACUUCUCGAAAUAUUACAUGUAUCUAGACGCUUUUUAAACAUAGAUACAUCCAUAUUUGGGCAAAUUUGAGACAAGUAAUAUGAGUCGGAAGGAGUAGAAAAAUAUCGAAGCAUUUCAAAUAAUCCAAAUCUCUUCCAUACAUCCAUCGUAAUGCCGAAUUCCGAUGACAACUCGAGUUUGUUCGUCAUCGUCAUUUGGACACAUAAUUCUUGAGUUCAUUUUAGAUUGCAGAAACUUGUUUGUUUGUCUCCGAAUUGGAUAUAGAAAUUUAAUUUAAAAUUUCAUAAAUUUAACUUCAAUUCCUCUAGAAAAAGCCAUCAUUUUUAUGAAAAUGUCUCUCGCUCACCAAAUCGAUGUGGCAGACAAACAUGGUUUUUGAUUCCUGAAUUCAAAUUCAACCAAAUGAAAUCCAAACAAAAAUUGAUUUCGAUUUCAACCAAAUGGAAUGAAAUGAGGAAUACCCAAACGAGCGGUAAGUAACAUUUUUCAAAAAUUAUAUAUACCGCGUUGUUGCAACGUUCUCACCAUGAAUCCAUGACCGCUCGAAAAGAUCAUAAAGUCGAUUUUUUUUUGUCUUGAAAGCAUAUGUCAAUUCAGUCAACUAUAAUCAGAAUAUCGCAUUACAUAUAUGUACCGUAUUAAAUGGAUGAAAAUCAAAAGAUUUGCUAACAAGUGCUCUGUAUUGUUCUGUAUCAACAGGGAUUAAUACUCAUUAAAGCAAGCCCUAGGUUUUUUUUUCUUUUUUAGGAAACACAGUUCACACACACGCACGUACACUCACCCCUCUCAGAGACUGAACCGCCGGCAGAUCAUUUUAAGAUUGACGAAGUCAUCAUUGACGUCUCGUCGUUGACGGAACUCCACUGAAAACACAAGUCCGGAACUUGAACAUGGGUGCCUGUUUCCACCACAAGAAACGAACCACCCAGUUCGUUCGCCCUGGGGGAUUGAUUAGUUAGUUAGACACCUCUCGAUCGAUCGAUCGCCAUUGCUGACACCGUCAGAGUAAAUUAGCGAUCGAGCAGCUGGCGAUUGGAUCAAUGAUCAUCUUCUUAUAAUCGGCCAAAUUAUAAUUAAGUUUAGGAUGGGCGGAGCGUUCCAUAUACAACUGCAUAGAAAAAGUUUCAAAUUUUGAACUUGUCGGAGGAGUUCCUUCCAUGGCUAUAAAUAAAUUUUCCCGUUACAUUAGCCCCCAUCACCCGCCGCGAAAUGUCUCUUCCGGCGGGCGACGGCGAGCUCGCUGCGGGGAUGGAGGAGCUCUCUUUGGGCGGCGGCGGAGAGGGGGACGACCGUCUCGGCGCGCUCCCGGACGACGUCCUCCGCUCCAUCCUCCUCCGCCUCCCCUCCACCGCCGCCGCCGCCCGCACCAGCGUCCUCUCCCGCCGCUGGCGCCGCCUCUGGACCCAGCUCCCGGAGAUCCGCUUCCCGUUCCCCUCCUCCCCAGCCUCCGUCCUCCCCGCGCUCGCCUCGAGAACCUCCUCAUCCCCGGGUCUCCGCCUCAUCCACGUCGCGUGCCGGGACGCCCCCGCCGCCGCGACCGACGCCUGGCUCCUCGCCGCCGCGGCCCCGGGCCGCCUCGCCCCCGGCGGCGAGAUCUACUUCUACAACCGGACGCCGGGGGACGAGCGGCAGCAGGUGGGGGCCGCGGCAUGGCAGCGCACCGCCUUCCGUCUCCCCUGCUUCGAGGCCGCCGCCAAGCUCUGGCUCCGCCUAGGGUUCGCCCACCUGGACCUCCCCCCGGCCUCCGGCUCCGGCGGCGUCUUCGCCAGGCUCACCGAGCUCCGCCUCGAGCGCGUCCACUUCCGGUGCGGCGGGUACCACCUCGGCGACGUGCUCUCCAUGCCGCAGUGCCCGGCGCUGCGGGACCUCCGGAUCUCCAUCGCCCGCGGCGUGGAGAAGCUCACCAUCGUCUCCGAGACGCUGGAGCGUCUCGAACUGGAUAUCCUGUACGGGUUGGAAGAGCUCACGGUCAUGGCGCCGGUGCUCAGGGCGCUGAAUGUCCACGCCUGCUUUGCCUGGAGGAAGCCGGUGGCCAUGGUCUGUGUGCCGCGGCUGGAGCUGCUCUGGUGGAACGAUGCGUUUGAUCCGAGCCUCACCAUCUUCGGCAUCGGCGACGGCGACGAAGAGGCGGCGAGCCUCCAGCAGCUCACCACAUUCAACAUCCCUGUCUAUGGGCGGUUCGAUUACGCGCUCCUUCAGGACUAUGUCAUGCUCUUGCAGCACUUCCCGGUUGUCCACCGGCUUGACCUCAAGCUCAUCUAUGAACGGGAUUUAAGCCAGUUUGAAUACUUGAUGGAAAUCAUAACCGGGCUUCCCAACAUUCAGACUCUGUCUCUGUGGUUACAGACAAAAGGACAUGCGAUUGGAGCUUCUGUGUUCCACUUGCUCAGUAUAUGUCCUGGUAUUAGAAAGCUGCAAGUGACAUUACUUGAUAACUUUAAGGUGGAUACUCCAUGCACAUCGGUUUGUGCUUGUGGUCAGCAACCGAACUUGAGUAAAUGUUACACCUUGGAUGUCCUUGAUGAAGUGGAAAUCCAUAACUUUAGAGGAUCGGGACAUGAUUUUGCCUUUGUGGAUACAUUGUUUUCUAUGUCGAAGGAUAUAAAGAGGUUGACGAUAACAUACCAUCAUCUGGCCCGUCCAAGUGAAGAGCCUUGCAAGGAUCUGUGCAGCCUGGGCACCCCAGGGAUAUGUUCCGAGAUAUAUUUCAAUACAACGGAAGUGUUGUAUCAACCACCAUCCAGCUUCUUCCCGAAGACACCCGACGAUCAGUUGUGAUUAGCAGUUGUGCAGUUUGUCUUCAUGUCCGAUGCUUGACCUUGUUUGGCUUUCUAAUAAAGAUGGUGCCUAAAAGCCUUUUAUUGAAAAACCGUGGUUAAAUGUGGAUCAUUCACAUAUCCUUGAAAAAAUCGAUUUGUUUUUAAAGGGAGAUCCUUGCUCCGUCAGUAA
This is a messenger RNA of Brachypodium distachyon (stiff brome), 6033 nucleotides long. RefSeq names its product MEIOTIC F-BOX protein MOF. NCBI's taxonomy places the organism in Eukaryota, Viridiplantae, Streptophyta, Magnoliopsida, Poales, Poaceae. The record is from RefSeq and is a predicted model, not a curated record. Gene Ontology annotation, molecular function: protein binding. The transcript has 3 exons. The coding region runs from base 4294 to 5862 and encodes 522 amino acids.